CGGAUCUCGCUGCACCGCCUCCACAAGGGCAGCGCGGACAAUGCCGCCGCUCCGUCGCCCGGGUAACCAUAGCCGCCUCUCCGCCGCCACGUUCUAACCUGGGUUCGCGCUCGGCGGCCGCAUUCCAAUCUCCGCCGUGGUCUGGAUAAUGUCGGUGAUCUUCACAAACUGAUGGAUAUGUCAUAGGAUUAUGCAGCCAGUUAAAUCAUACAACUGUGUGCGAUGUGGCAAUGACUUUGCCAGUCAAAUGGCCCUAAAGCACCAUUUCCAGACUAAACAUAUUGGAAAAGUGUAUUGUGAUAAAUGCGGAACUGAGGUACAGCGAGAAAAAUUGAAGGAGCAUGAUCAGAUGGUACAUUGCAAAGAGGAACAUAGUUUGUCAAGAGAGUACCUACAUUGGGAUCAGCCCCAACAGCAUGAGGACAAAUUUGUGGCAUCAGGAAAGAGUGUUUCUUGCCGUAUGUGUGGCAGGAGUUUUGGAACUAUCCACAGCAGGGAGCAGCAUGAAAGGCAAGAUCAUCAUUUUACAGCCAGCCAAAGAGCAAGAAUGUCAACAGCAUUCUGCGCAGAUAGUAUACUGGAUCAAAGAAGUCCACAGCUAUUACAGAUAUUUGUAGAAACAAACCUUCGACCGCAGAUGGGACUGAUGAGAGUGGCUUGUGCAGGGGAAGUAGAAAACUUCAUUGACUUAAUCCAAAAAUGCUGUCCCAUAACUGUAACUCGACUGAUCAAGGGUGGUUCUUACUUCAAGGGGACCGACACCAGGAGUUGGUCUGAUAUUGACGUAGUGAUAUUUAGUUCUUCGUUUUUGAACAUUGAUGACUGCAAAGAGAAAAUAUCUUCCUCGCUAUGUGGUUUGGAGAAUAAUUUGAUGAUAUCUGCGAUGUCGAAUAGGAUAUUGGUAGAAAGGAAGGCUUCACAUUCUCUUCGAUUUCAGUUCAAGUGUUUCAAAGAUCUGCACAUUCACCACUUUGAUGUCAUAUUUUGCUAUGAUUUAUUGGGCCCCAUUGCAUCCCAAGAUGCUAAAAGGAACCUAUAUCGGCAACUGUAUAAUUGUGGGGAUGAUGUAAAAAUUCAGCUUUAUUCAAUCUCUUUGCUGAAAUACCAAGUGGAUUUUGUAAAGGCAUCUACUUUGGGUGUGAAGGAUCUGAUUCGUCUGGUUAAACAUUGGUUUAAAACUUCACUUGCUAAACCAACUGAGGCUAAUAGGAUCUCAUCUCUCUUCCUACUCACUUCAUUGGUACUAAUAUGGUCAUCGACCCCAGGCUGCUCAUCAUUCGUUCUCAGAAUGUCCUAUGCCUGCUAAGAGACAUCCUUGACCCCAAUACCAUGGAGGCAACACACCAUCCUGGAUUCCUGUUUGCAGCCACAGAAAUACCUGUAUGAGCCCCAUCAACAUUGCUUGCCUAGACGUAGCCCUAUCCUGCAUGUCCAAUACUGAUAGAUGUGGUGCACUCUGCUGGCUGUUGCUACUAUUUGCCCCUGAGUGAGCAUCCACAUUGUAGAUGACAUGUGUGCACCUUUAACAUAGUGACCUCACCACUACUAACCACUCCCCAAAUCACAAGUAUAAUUACAACCUCCCCACCCACUGAUCUCUCUCUAGUUCCCGUGACAGACCACGUACAGCUAGUGCAGUAAUGUAUGUACAGUAUGAAUAAACUGGAGUAAAGCCACAGAGUGUAAAUGACUCUUCUUUACACACAUCACCCCUCCCCAAUAGUGUACAAAAUGAUACACUAGUUUGAGAUGGAGAUAGCAACAGGAGACUCGUGCACUAGCUGCUUGCCUCUCCUGCCAGUCACCCAUCUAUUUGGCUGAACCUUUAGUGUAGCCACCUCCCUGAAAUUAUUUAUGACCCUCUCUGCCUACUGUAUGUUCUUCAGCUGCUGCUGCAAUAGAUCAACGCGGUCUGAGUGGUACUGCAGCUGAACACAGUCUUGCUGACAUAGUCAUUAGGGACAUAUAACUGCUGCCUGAUUCCCCACAUCUGACAGGAGGAUCAUACCACUCCACUGACUACCAUAAAUGCUCCCCCUAAAAGACACAGUAAAAAAUAAAUCUAGGAACUGCAAGGAGAAAUAUUAAACAUCUUGCCUUAUUCUUAUCUUAAUUCUGUCCACCAUUUUCAACAAAACCUACAAUAUCAGUAACACUUUCACCUCAAAUAAGUUAUACAGUCAAAUCAUACUAUACAUGAAUAGUCUUAAGUUUGAAGAAGGGUCCCGACCCAAAACAUCGCCCCUUCCUUCUCUCCAGAGAUGCUGCCUGUCCCGCGGAGUUACUCCAGCAUUUUGUGUCUAUCUACAUGAAAAAUAGAAACAUAGAAAAUAAGUGCAGGAAGAGGCCAUUCGGCCCUUCGAGCCAGCACCGCCAUUCAAUGUGAUCAUGGCUGAUCGUCCCCUAUCAAUAACCGAUGCCUGCCAUCUCCCCAUAUCCCUUGACUCCACUAGCCCCUAGAGCUCUAUCUAACUCUCUCUUAAAUCCAUCCAGUGAUUUGGCCUCCACUGCUCUUUGUAGCAGGGAAUUCCAUAAAUUCACAACUCUAUGGGUGAAAAAAUGUUUUUUCACCUCAGUCUUAAAUGACCUCCCCUUUAUUCUAAGGAUACAGUCAAGACAUACACAAGUACAACAGGUAGUGCAAAGAGAAAAAUACCAUACUGCAAAA
Messenger RNA from Leucoraja erinaceus (little skate), 2668 nucleotides. RefSeq names its product 2'-5'-oligoadenylate synthase-like protein 2. Gene Ontology annotation, cellular component: membrane; nucleoplasm; cytosol. The transcript is spliced from 8 exons. Lineage: Eukaryota; Metazoa; Chordata; Chondrichthyes; Rajiformes; Rajidae. Gene Ontology annotation, biological process: regulation of ribonuclease activity. The coding region runs from base 191 to 1306 and encodes 371 amino acids. Gene Ontology annotation, molecular function: double-stranded RNA binding; 2'-5'-oligoadenylate synthetase activity. The record is from RefSeq and is a predicted model, not a curated record.